AUGUGGCGACAUACGGAAGCUGAAAUCCCAAAUUUAGAAAUAACUGAGGUUAGACCGGACGUAAGUCUAGUGGCCCGGAUCGUGACGACCGUUGGGAACUACGACUACAUUGUUGACUAUGAGUUCAAACCUAGUGGUUCCAUCAAAAUGGGGGUUGGCUUAACCGGUGUUCUAGAAGUUAAACCGGUGGAAUAUAUUCACACAUCAGAGAUCGGAGAAGAGGACAUCCACGGGACAAUUGUUGCCGACAAUACCGUCGGAGUCAACCACGACCACUUCGUAACGUUCCGUCUCGAUCUUGACAUCGACGGCACAACUAAUUCCUUUGUCCGAAACGAACUCGUGACCACAAGAACCGCGAAAUCUGUUAACACGCCGAGAAAAAGCUAUUGGACGACGAGGCCAAAGACGGUCAAAACCGAGGCGGAGGCUCGGGUGAAAUUAGGAUUGAAGGCGGAGGAGCUGGUGGUGGUUAAUCCUAACCGGAAAACUAAGCAUGGCAAUGAAGUUGGAUACCGUUUACUUUCUGGGCCAGCUACAGGCCCACUUUUGCCCCAAGAUGAUUUCCCACAGAUUCGGGCUGCAUUCACCAACUAUAACGUGUGGAUCACGCCAUAUAAUAGGUCGGAGGUUUGGGCAGGCGGUUUGUACGCCGACCGGAGCCAUGGCGACGAUACAUUAGCCGUGUGGUCUCAAAGGUAUUAUUUAGAUCUUUAUUAA
Molecule: messenger RNA, 720 nt
Organism: Thlaspi arvense
Lineage: Eukaryota; Viridiplantae; Streptophyta; Magnoliopsida; Brassicales; Brassicaceae
Source: the annotation of a GenBank genome assembly